UUAGUUCAAAGACAACAACUGAGAGCCACGUUUGGAAUUAAUUUGAACAUUUCAAGUCAUUUCUAGCUUGGAAUAUUAUUUUAAAUCUAAAAAGAGCUCCUUCUGAAGAAAAUGUAAGCAUGCAGCUCGUUGUACUGCUUCUGUUUGUCGGAGUUCAUCUCGUCUGUGCUGGAACACACUCUCUGAGAUACUUCUACACUGCUGUAUCUGGAAUCAAUGACUUCCCAGAGCUCACUAUUGUUGGUCAGGUUGAUGAAGGGCAGUUUUAUUACUUUGACAGCAAGAUAAUGAAAGCUGUGCCGAAGACAGAGUGGAUCAGACAGAAUGUGGAAGCAGAAUACUGGACCAGAGAGACUCAGAUUGAUAUUGGCAAGCAUCAGAGCUUCAAAAACAACAUCCAGGUCGCAAAGGAGCACUUCAACCAGUCAGAAGGUGUGCACACAUACCAGCAAAUGUACGGCUGUGAGUUUGAUGAUCAGACUGGAGAAACAAAUGGGUUCCUAAAGGAUGGAUAUGAUGGAGAGGACUUUGUGUCACUGGAUCUGAAGGAGAUGAGAUAUAUUUCUUCAGUGCCGCAAGGAAUCCCCUUUGUAGAGAGUUGGAACAAGAACAAAGCUCUUCUUGAGAGAGACAAAAAUUACUUCAAAACAGAGUGCAUCGACUGGUUGAAGAAGUAUCUGGAGUAUGGAAAGAGCAGCCUGAAGAAAACAGUCUCUCCUCAGGUGUCUCUGCUGCAGAAGUCUUCCUCAUCUCCAGUCGUGUGUCAUGCUACAGGGUUUUACCCCAAAGAAGUAACAAUCUCCUGGAUGAAGAAUGGACAAGAUCAUGAUGAAGAUGUGGAGGUUGGACAAGUUCUUCCCAAUGAGGAUGGGACCUUUCAGAAGACGAGCACCAUCAGAGUUACUCCUGAAGAGUGGAAGAACAACAAGUUCAGCUGUGUGGUGGAGCACCAGGGUGAAACCAUUAGAGUGAAUGAGAUCAGGACUAACAGUGGUGAGAUGUUCAUCCCACUGUACACUGGAAAGGUGAUUGACAUCUUGGGUUCACAUUAUCAAUGGGAUAACUUCAGAUCAGCGAUCAUUCUCAUGGGAUUAUUCUCUCUGGGAAGUUCUUUCAGUGCUGGAUGUCGUGGAGGUCUGUUCAUGUGUGCAAUCAAUAGCUUCACUUGCAGAGUCAAGGUGCAACUGUUUGGGUCCCUUGUCAGGCAGGACAUUAGCUUCUUUGAGACCACCAAGACAGGUGAAAUCACAUCUAGACUGUCUACAGACACUACUCUAAUGGGUCGGGCUGUAGCCCUGAAUGUCAACGUCCUUCUUCGGACCAUGAUUAAGACCCUGGGCAUGUUGUAUCUGAUGCUGAGCCUCUCAUGGAAGCUUACACUUCUGAUGCUGAUGGAGACGCCGGUGACAGGCUUUCUUCAGAACAUAUAUGACACACAUUAUCAGAGGCUGUCAAAAGAAGUCCAGGACUCCAUUGCACAAGCCAAUGACGCGGCUGGAGAGGCGGUGUCAGGAAUCAGGACAGUAAAGAGUUUCAGGACAGAACUUGGUGAAGCCCAUCGCUAUGAUGUCCGCUUGAUGAAAACCCAUAAUCUGAAGACCCGACGGGACACAGUCAGGGCGAUUUACCUGUUGGUUAGGCGGAUGACAGAAGUGGGAAUGAAGGUGGCCAUGCUUUACUAUGGGAGACUCUUCAUCCAGUAUGGACAGAUGACCACAGGGAAUCUCGUCUCUUUCAUCCUCUAUCAGCAAGACCUUGCAAGAAACAUCAGGACUUUGAUCUAUAUAUUUGGAGACAUGCUGAACUCAGUAGGUGCAGCUGGAAAGGUGUUCGAGUACAUGGACCGAGAGCCUGAAGUCAGUAUUGAUGGAGACCUGCAGCCCAGUGAUCUGAAAGGACACAUCAGCUUUCAGAACCUCACCUUCUCGUAUCCCAGAAGACCCGACCACAAUGUGUUAAAGAACUUCUCUGUGGAGUUGAAGCCGGGUCAGAUGACGGCUCUGGUGGGAAUGUCAGGAGGAGGGAAGAGCACCUGUGUGAGUCUCCUGGAGAGAUUUUACCAGCAUCAGCAGGGACAGAUUCUGUUAGACGGACAACCACUACAGAACUACCAGCACAAAUACUUGCACAGCAAGAUAGCGAUGGUGGGUCAGGAGCCUGUACUUUUCUCCGGCACUGUACGAGACAACAUCGCCUAUGGUCUGCCCGGCUGCUCAAUGGAGAGAGUAAAGGAGGCUGCCAGCAAAGCCAAUGCCCAUGCCUUCAUCUCAAACAUGGAAAAAGGCUACGAGACAGAUGUGGGAGAGCGUGGUAAUCUGCUCUCGGGAGGUGAGAAACAACGCAUCGCUAUCGCCAGAGCACUGAUCAGACAACCUCAGGUGCUCAUUCUGGAUGAAGUCACCAGCUCUUUAGACACUGAAAGUGAACAAAUGGUUCAACAGGCCCUGGCCUGCUGCCCCACUCAGACCUUGCUUGUGAUCGCUCAUAGGCUGAAGACCAUCGAGAGGGCGGAUCAGAUCGUGGUGAUUGACAGCGGUGAGGUGGUGGAGCUGGGGACACAUCAGGAACUGAUGGACAAGAAAGGAAGUUACUAUAAACUGAGAGAGAGGCUCUUUACUGAUGACAACACAGCCAACCAAGACAAUGAGAAAUCUGACACUAUAAAAGCUCAAUAGUCUGUGUUAAAAUAUUGUGCAUGUUCAUAAUACAAAUAUACCAUUACAAACCUUUGUAAAUAGGAACAUACAGUAUAAGUUAGGACAUUAUCCUUUAACCAUUAUAACAUCUCUAAAAGACCUGUGAUAUGUGGAAUGUGGACUUGUACAUAGAAUAAAUUCAGAGGCGAUCAUCAGUCAAAAUGUUUAAUCAACAAACAAUUUAGAUAAAUGUAACAUGUUGCAUUUGUUCAUGUGAAUAAAUAUUGGGUUCUUUGUUUUUGUAUGUUUGUUUUAUACAGUUUAAGUUAAAAUUUUAGUGACGUCAUUAGUUUUGUCACGUUUAUGUUCCUGUUUUUUCUUAUUUGGUCAUGUUCCUGUGUUCCCUAAUUAGUUCCCAUAGUUCCAUCAUUAGAGUCUCAUUUGUGUCAGGUGUGUUAACCCAUUAGGUGCAUCUGUUUUUCCUAUUUAAAAGACUGUUCCUGAAUUGCUUUCACUGUUCAGUCACUGUUAUGUUUGCUUCGUUCCAUACCUGUACUCCUGUGUUUGGAUUAAAGUUAGAAUAUUUUUGGCUCA
Messenger RNA from Carassius gibelio (silver crucian carp), 3230 nucleotides. RefSeq names its product antigen peptide transporter 2-like. Gene Ontology annotation, biological process: transmembrane transport. The transcript is spliced from 16 exons. Lineage: Eukaryota; Metazoa; Chordata; Actinopteri; Cypriniformes; Cyprinidae. Gene Ontology annotation, molecular function: ATP hydrolysis activity; ABC-type oligopeptide transporter activity; ATP binding. The record is from RefSeq and is a predicted model, not a curated record. Gene Ontology annotation, cellular component: membrane. Bases 120 to 2675 code for a protein of 851 amino acids.